This is a messenger RNA of Entamoeba nuttalli P19, 759 nucleotides long. RefSeq lists its product as hypothetical. Bases 1 to 759 code for a protein of 252 amino acids. Gene Ontology annotation, molecular function: four-way junction DNA binding. The transcript has a single exon. Gene Ontology annotation, biological process: telomere maintenance via recombination; double-strand break repair via synthesis-dependent strand annealing; t-circle formation. Gene Ontology annotation, cellular component: Rad51C-XRCC3 complex; replication fork. NCBI's taxonomy places the organism in Eukaryota, Evosea, Mastigamoebida, Endamoebidae. The record is from RefSeq and is a predicted model, not a curated record.
AUGCAAAUAAUAGUAUUAGCAACAUUGUGUUAUAAAAUACCUUGUUAUUAUAUUUGUGAUAAAAGAUUUGUUUAUCAAGAAAGAAUCGACCAAAUAGAACAUUACUUUGCUCAACUCCUUGAUUUUAAUCCAGUUGGUGUAAACUCAUUUUUACAAAUACAUAAAAUUCAAUCAUUUGAUGAUUUUGAACAAACACUUUGUUCAUUAAAAGAAACUAAUGAAAGUGGAUUAGUUAUUAUUGAUUGUUUUGGAACUAUUUUAAAAACUUCUUUUGAAGAAAAUUAUAAUGAACGAAGUGUUGGAAUUAGUAGAACAGCAACAAUACUCAAUGAACUUAAUGUCCAAGGGUUUGUUGUUAUUACUACUAAUGAAGUUGUAGAUAAAAUAGAACUAACAGAACCGAUACCAUUUGAAUUUCUUGAAUUGUAUAGUGAUUUAAAAACACUUCAAAUUAGUACUGGACUUGAUAUAAAUUGUGAUGGAAGGGUAAUGACAAGUUCAAGUGGAAUUCAAUGGGCAUAUUUUGUUACACAUCGACUUUUUGUUUAUAAGACAGAAGAGAGUCUAUUUUCUGCAUGGGACACAUUGAGCGAAACGACACAACAAGAAUUAGAUGAGAUUGAUGAUGAAAUGAGAUCUAAUAUUAAAAUUAGAAAAUGUGUUAUUAAUAAAUCAAAUGAGAAAGAGAAAGGAAUUUGUCUUGAAUAUUGUAUACUUCCUUCUCAUGUUUGUGGAAUUGAAAGAAGACAACCAAAUUAA